AUGGGCAACAUCCCAUUCACUUGUCCAGACUCCUAUGAAUACCCCUCUCCCUUACUUCGCACCACCUGUCAGAUUCGUGCAGCCAACUUGAUUUUCAUGUGGGCAUUUCCGAUAUUUUGUGUUUUUAGUGGAAUUCUGAUAUCUAUCGAUGACGAUGACGAGCAACAUAAAAAUAGAGAAAAUAGAUUUUCUUUCGGUAUAGUGGAAGAAAGUGGCAGUAAUAUUCUUGAAGGAAAUAAAGCAUUAGC
Messenger RNA from Ambispora gerdemannii, 248 nucleotides. Lineage: Eukaryota; Fungi; Glomeromycota; Glomeromycetes; Archaeosporales; Ambisporaceae. The record is from the annotation of a GenBank genome assembly.